UCUCUCUCUCUCUCUCUCUCUCUGUCCACGCAUUCUCUCUCUCUCUCUCUCACUCUCUCUCUCUCUAGGAAGGAAGGAACAAAGGAGGAGAGGAGAAGGAGGAGAUGGAUAGAGGAACGGAAGCACAGAAGUACGUGUGGGAAGGUGCGAUCCCAUUGCAGAUUCAUCUCCACGAUUCCGAAGUCACCACUCUCCCUCCUCCUCCACCCGCUCUGAUCUUAGCUCCUCGGAUAGGGUACUUGCCUUUGUUAGUACCGCACAUUAAACCUUUCUUCAGUAGUGCACUUCCUCCUGGUGUAGACACUGUAUGGUUUGAAUAUAGAGGGUUGCCCCUGAAGUGGUAUAUACCAACAGGAGUCCUCUUUGAUCUUCUUUGUGCAGAACCUGAAAGACCUUGGAAUCUGACGGUGCAUUUUAGAGGAUAUCCAGCAAAUAUUUUGAUCCCUUGUGAAGGUGAAGAUAGUGUAAAAUGGAGCUUUAUUAAUUCAUUGAAAGAGGCAGCAUACAUAAUCAAUGGAAAUUGCAAGAAUGUCAUGAAUAUGUCCCAAUCUGAUCAGGUGGAGCUGUGGCACUCUGUCAUGAAUGGUAACUUGGAAGCCUACCUCCGGGUUUCAUCUAAGCUUAAACUUGGAAUAGGUGGAGAUGAGUUUUCAGCGAAACUGAACUCAUCCUCUUUAAAAUCUCAACAAAGCACUGUUGAGACAGAUACUACUGGGUCAGUCAAUACAGGUCGAAUCCCAGUUCGGUUGUACGUUUGCAAUGUCCAUGAGGAUUUUGAUGAUUUGGAAGAUGCACCUAUUAUUGAUAGUUGGGACAAAAUCUCUUACAUAAAUCGACCUGUUGAGAUUCAUGGAGAAGGCAAAUGCUUCACCUUACUUGAUGCUUUAAAAACUCUUCUGCCGGAGUUUUUUGCAGAAAAGUCCUCUAUCAACGAGGAAAUUUCCAGAGCAGAAGUUGAGGAUGAACAGAGAUUACCCUCGGAAGAAGGAAGCAGUGCGAGAACUGCAGAAGAAGCCGGAGAAACAUUGUGUGAACAAGUGGAGUCGUGUAUCCUAUCAGAUAAUGUUGAAAUCAAGCUUCUCCGAAUUCAAGGGAUCGAACCUAAAUUGGAGAUCCCUUUUGCUUGGCUGGUGAACAAUUUGAUGAACCCUGAACGCUUUCUUCAUAUCUGUGUUUAUGUCAGGGUUUUGGAACCGAUUACCAUUUAAAUGAGUACAUAAAUUUCACAUCUGGCGUCCUAUCCUUUCAGGUGGGAGGGGAAAAUAUAGCAUCAUGUACCCGUGUAAUUCGAAUUUGGCAUCACAUCAGAUAAAAUAAAAGGAGAGCACAUCAUCUACGAGGCCAACUUGUCUCCUCAUAUUCAAAGGUAACCUAUGUUUACAAUGUGCCGGCAUCAAGCCCCAUGUUUACAAUUGUAUAAUGCCAACAUACUAGAUGUUAACAAAUGACAAGACCUAGGCUUCUUUGGAGGAUCAACCUAGAUUACUUCAUUGGAAUUUCAAAUCUUCAAAACUUUGAUA
This is a messenger RNA of Camellia sinensis, 1520 nucleotides long. RefSeq names its product autophagy protein Apg5 family (gene APG5). The record is from RefSeq and is a predicted model, not a curated record. NCBI's taxonomy places the organism in Eukaryota, Viridiplantae, Streptophyta, Magnoliopsida, Ericales, Theaceae. Gene Ontology annotation, molecular function: Atg8-family ligase activity. Gene Ontology annotation, cellular component: mitochondria-associated endoplasmic reticulum membrane contact site; cytoplasm; phagophore assembly site membrane. Gene Ontology annotation, biological process: piecemeal microautophagy of the nucleus; autophagy of mitochondrion; protein lipidation involved in autophagosome assembly.